Molecule: messenger RNA, 918 nt
Organism: Pelobates cultripes (western spadefoot toad)
Lineage: Eukaryota; Metazoa; Chordata; Amphibia; Anura; Pelobatidae
Source: the annotation of a GenBank genome assembly
AUGAGUCCCAACAUUCAAAAUGAGAUUUUGAAGUUAUUGUCUCACACCGUAUUACGCCUUAUUCAGAAACAGAUUGGGAAUAAUGCCUUUGCAAUUAUUGUUGAUGGCAUACAAGAUAUAUCUGGUCAAGAACAAGAAAGUUUCUGUAUCCGCUAUGUUGAUGAAGACUUGUACCCACAUGAGGACUUCAUAGGCUUAUAUCAAGUUGAUGAAACAAGUAGACCUGCAAUCGCACAGAUUGUCAAGGAUGCUUUAUGCCGUCAUGGGCUUUGUAUGUCAAUGUUGCGAGGGAAAACAUAUGAUGGAGCUUCAAAUAUGGCUGGUAAAUAUCAUGGUGCCCAGGCAUUAAUCAAGCAGGAACAUCCACUUGCCAUUUAUGUCCAUUGCGGUGCACAUUGCACACAUUUAGUUAUGCAGGCCGCAGCACAUCAAUGUCCAAUAAUGGAAGAUGCACUUAUAUUUGUGCAAGAUCUUGGCAAACUCUUUGGGCAAUCUAUGAAAUGCAGAACCACAUUUUCAGAAAUUGUGCAUCGUGAAACUGAAGGGCCUCUUAAAGUCUUGCAUAUUAAACCAUUGUGCCCAACACGCUGGACUGAUAGAGUGAAGCCUGUGAAAAAAAUUCUGGAUAAUUACCAGCUGAUUUUGGAAACACUUGAAGAAAUUGCAAUUACCAGAAGUAGUGGAGAUAGAAAACCACGUGAACGUGGCCUACUACAAAAAUAUAGGCAAGUGAAAACUCUACUAGGUCUUCAAAUCUCUCUUAGCAUCAUGGAGAUCUUAGAAUGCCUGAAUGUAGCCUUGCAAGGCAGAGAACAAACCAUAUCAGAACUUUUAGCAAGUGUACAACGGACACAUGAUGCUAUACAAAAGUUACGAUGUGACACGUCCUUUGAAAGAGUUCUUGCUACCACUAUUUAG